Thamnophis sirtalis is the source of this 2530-nucleotide messenger RNA. The record is from RefSeq and is a predicted model, not a curated record. NCBI's taxonomy places the organism in Eukaryota, Metazoa, Chordata, Lepidosauria, Squamata, Natricidae.
CUAUGUACUCUGUAGAGAUCACUGUGGAGAAGGACAAACUCACAGGGGAGACCAAAGUCCUGUCCAGCACCACUAGACUGCCCAAAGAGAACACAGUUCAGGGAGUCAAAGUGUACGAGGACGAGCUGAAAGUGGUCCAUGCAGUCCGUACCGAAGAUGGAGCUAUUGAGAAUGGUGUCCACCAGCUCAGCUCAUCCGAAGUGGAUGAGCUCAUCCAUAAAGCCGACGAAGUGACCCUGAGUGAAGUCUCUGAGAAGGCUGCCAAAGAGGCCCAAAGCAAUCUCCCAAGCCAGAAGGUCACUCCCCGGAAGGAAAUCACAGGUGUGCAGGCUAAACCAAUGGAGAGCCCAAAGCUUGCGGGUGACGGGCCAGAGCCUAGCAAAGAACAACCCGUCACCAUGAUCUUCAUGGGCUACCAGAAUGUGGAAGACGAGAAUGAGACCAAAAAAGUGCUGGGGCUGGAAGGAGAGCAAAUCAAGGCCGAACUGGUGGUGAUAGAAGAUGCUGAGAAUAAACAAGCGGGAGACCACACAGCAGAUCACGCCCCACCUAAUGGCAGCGCGAUGGAACCCUUGACUCAGAAGGAGGAAAACCAAGUUGGAGCACAGCCAUCGGCCAAUGACACGGACCCCAAAGGAGCAGACCAGGAUCUUGACGCGAAGAAACAGCGUUGUAAAUGCUGCUCGGUUAUGUAAGAGGCCCUUGCCAAGCCCCUCCCUCAACUGUACAGCCAAUCAGGACUGCCUUUUCCCAUCAUUCUCACCUGGACACCUUGACUCCGCCUCUCCAGUCACCUUCUCAGUUCUACAAAGGUCUGAGUUCAAAGUGUUGCUAUUUUUACUUAACAAGAUGUGCUAUUUGCAUCCCCCAAGGAUGUUUUUCCCCCUUAUUUUCAAGUGACUGGGGGAAUAUAAGUGCAGUGCUGGUGAAAUCAUGUAAAAUAGCCAACAAUGACACUAAAUUGCCAGUCUGUUUUUUUUCCCCUGCCUCCAUUAAUUCCUUUAUUAAUUAUUUCAUAAAGGAACAGACCCAAAAUCUAAUGAUGGAAGUGAUCCAAUCAGUCCAGUCCCUGUUCUUUCUUAUUUGGACAUUUUAAAUUGUAAUGGUUGACUAUACACGGAGACCUUUUGAUUAGAAACGAAAAAGAGUGAAUGCUUCCCCACAGUUCAGCCCUGUUUCCACUUUCUGAAAUGUUUAAAGAAAGAAAAUCAAUUGAUCAAGAAAGGAGACUCACGAUUCUUGGUUUCCUCUUGAAAUUUCUGAAUCUUUUGAAAUCCAAUUAUCUUUGAUAUCUCCCAAAGUCCUUCACAUCCUAAUUUCCUUAAGGAUACUGGUAACAAAAAUCUGUGAAGAUGUGAAGAUCAGAAAACUAUCGAACAAACCAAGUUUUUCACAAGUUUUAAAAAUACGUCAACUCAUUUUUUUUUGGUGCACCACAGAACUUGGUCCUGAACCAAAGUAUCCAGAUGUUAGAAACAUCUUCGCCUCCAAAAUAAUUCCAUGACAUCUUCACAAGAAUUUAUUGGCCUUCCCAUCCUGUUGAUUGCAGGAGCUUUGACAAGGAUGUAAUUGUUGAGCUUUAAAGCUCUGAAAAAGAAAAAACUGGGUUGAUUUUGUAUGUUUCCCCCCCAAAUGUUAUGAUGACAGAUACUCUGGACUAUAAGACUCUAGGGCUAUAAUUGAUGUCCAAGUAGACUUUAUGAUUCAGUGAACAAUCCCAGUCGAUAAUAAGAAUUACUGACGCUAAAUGUAUAUUUUGUGGCUGCUAGACCAGUCUUCCCCAACCUAGGACUUACACAUUGGACCAUUUGGCUACAGAUGAUGGGAACAGUCAUCUAACACAUCGGAAGGGCAUCUAGAUUGGGGAAGAUAUGAUGGAUUCCGUCAGUAGAACAGAGAGCUGGGCUGGGCUGUCAGGUGCUCAGCAUCGGACAAUGUACUUGCAAAUAGUUAAAAGAGUAACAGGUAGAAGACCAGCCCAAUGAAAACCCCAGGCCAGACUGGUGGGGGGAAUGGGAAGGUCAAAGGCUUCCCUGUUAGAAGUGGCAAAAUGCAUUUAAAACCAACAGUAAGCAAAGACACAGAAUGGGAUAUCAUUUGGAGGCAAAAAGGAGAAAUUCUCAGCCAUUGGCACAAAGUGAGUAAUAGUGGAACUGUAGAAGAGGUAGAAUUGGUGCUAGCCAACUGGCACUAUGGCUCCUGAUAAGCUGAAUCACAGAGAAAGGUCCCUGAUAUCAAUUUGGGGGUUGGGCAUUGUUUUGAAAGUACUUCCUUCUCUCUGCUUCCCCCUUAAGUCCUUUAAGGGAAAAAGUGCCCUUGGCAUGAUUAGAUAUUUAACAACAAGUCUUCUCUUCCUUCCUCCUCAUCUCUAUCUGGGCCUUUCUCAUUCUUAUUUACAUCCUUUAAAGGGUUCUUCAGUUCAAGGCUGCUUCGCAAACAUCUCUUCUAAUUUGUGGUGCAGGGGUCAGCAACCUGUGGCUCUGGAGCUGCAUGUGGCUCUUUCAUCCCUCUGCUGCGGCUCCCUGUCGCC